This is a messenger RNA of Diaporthe amygdali, 1662 nucleotides long. RefSeq lists its product as uncharacterized. The transcript is spliced from 2 exons. Bases 1 to 1662 code for a protein of 553 amino acids. The record is from RefSeq and is a predicted model, not a curated record. Lineage: Eukaryota; Fungi; Ascomycota; Sordariomycetes; Diaporthales; Diaporthaceae.
AUGAGUUUAGGCAGCAGUGUCACAUCUUCUGAAUCAUCAGACAACUAUGACUGGGACGCCACUGUGAAGAGCCUCGGAAGCACCAGACAAGAUCAAGCAGAACUGGAUAGAACAGUGUCAGCCUGCCAAGCAGCGAUUCGUGGGGAAGCUGUGCCAGAGAACCCAUCCCGAUUCGAGCGUCUUAGCAUAGUUCGAGGUAUACGACACCACUUUGAAUUUGCGGAUCGAGAAUCCGUCAAGAAGCUUUGUGCUACCUCUGGUCAAGACACCAUCUUUACGAGAGCGAGAAACGCGCGCCUGAUAAUGAGCAAUGUCAUCCCCGACAUGGAAAACGAAAACGUCCAGCCAUACUGCAUUUGGUAUCCUGACCUCGCCACUGAGGACACUUAUCGGUCGCUGGCUUCCCGCUACCCGAGUAUGCGUUAUCAGGUUGGACGUGCUUGUGCAGUAGCUGGCUACGCAACUUUAUAUGAGGAGCUCAGGCUUCUUCCAGAUGUUUCCAUCUGCGAGGAAGCUAGGGAAGCACAAAACGCAGGAAGUGAAGCCAUCUACGAGGCUGUCAUGGGUCAGUCUGCCCGCUACGCCGUCAUGAAUGACUAUGAACGAUCAGUCGAUGAGAUUGGAGCGAAGCCUGGCGCCUAUCUCAACGGAGAUACGGCGACACACUCGUGUCUGAGUGUCACACAGGCGGUAGAGGGUUUCAAAAGUGGGAGAUGGGUCGAUCAUUACUUCAAUCUUACCGAAGACGCCAAUGUUGGGGAAGAAUUUUCAGAAGAACUAUUCGUCCCGACAUUCCCAGUGGAGCAUGCUCAACUGCUCUAUCUCCCAUUGCCUCCAGACCUGCCUACCAUCAAUAAAGACGUACUCAUACUGAUGGCUGCAUACGAGGGCAACGUGGAUCGUUAUGUACGCCUGAGACGUCCUGUCAUGAUUACAGACGAGUUGAACUGCAUCCUCAGGGGGAUCUACCACCACACAAGUUUCGCAAAAUGGUGGGCAGAGUGCUCUGACAGCGUGAACUGGCCUAAUCGCGAGGCAGAGAUUGCAGUGCACGCGGCUGUUAAAGCACGAUUUAUCAUGAACAACGAACUUUCGCGCGUCGUGCCAGUCAAUGCCGCUCCGCCGGAGUGGAACCCAUUCCUCAUCUGGUGGCCUCUUGUCCCACAUGAGGCGACGUUGAGAGAGCUCGUGCGCCGCAGGCCAGAUAUGAAACUUCAAGCUGCUCUGGCCUGUAUCGCUGGCGACUACCACGUCACUUACAAGCUGCUUGACAUCGAGCCGCACCACUACCUCUGGAAGCAAGCACAAGUCUACUGCGCCAACCCGUUCUACCUCCAGGACUUGGAGACGCGGGCAGCUGAUGCAGGUAUCGACCUUCGUGUCGGUGUCGACGGGCCCCCUCCGAUAGGGCUGAGUGGCUUCUUGGCUGCAUUGGAGCCUAUCAAAGAGCCGACGUCCCUGCAAAUGUUCCCAGACGUGAACGUGGACGAUGGGCUGUGGGACGACGGGCUCUAUCCCGGGCAUCACGAUGUGAACGCGAACUUUCUCGAGACGUAUAUUUGUGCUUCUGACGCGAGUCGGCGGCGAGCCGAACGGGACGAGGAAGCGCCACCUGCAGGUGGUUAUUGGAGACAUAUCCCACAGUGGUCUCAAGGAAGAUGA